Molecule: messenger RNA, 186 nt
Organism: Ilex paraguariensis (yerba mate)
Lineage: Eukaryota; Viridiplantae; Streptophyta; Magnoliopsida; Aquifoliales; Aquifoliaceae
Source: the annotation of a GenBank genome assembly
AUGGUGCUGUCACUGGUAGAGGUAUGGAGAGUUCCGGUUGCUACAAGAAGGCCACUAUUUGUCGGAGACGUUCUUAUCGACGCCGGUGCCGAGAACUCCCCUCUCCUUCCUCUCAACUCGGGCUACCUGUCGACCUUAAGUUACCGGAAAAUGAAUGAGCUUGCCGGCGAUAUUUCAUAUUCCGAC